Gorilla gorilla gorilla (western lowland gorilla) is the source of this 5423-nucleotide messenger RNA. It is a transcript of the gene NAAA, whose product is annotated as N-acylethanolamine acid amidase. The transcript has 10 exons. Gene Ontology annotation, molecular function: hydrolase activity, acting on carbon-nitrogen (but not peptide) bonds. The coding region runs from base 160 to 1410 and encodes 416 amino acids. The record is from RefSeq and is a predicted model, not a curated record. NCBI's taxonomy places the organism in Eukaryota, Metazoa, Chordata, Mammalia, Primates, Hominidae.
UCUUACAGCCCCUCCCGGCCGCAGCCUACACUCCUUCGGCCCAAGCAGGUGCGCUGGAACCGGGAGUUGGUGAGAAGCCGGCUGCCGGCAGCCCCAACCCUUAGCGGCCCCGCGGUCAGGGACCUCCAGGCCCAAUGGAGAGUCGGGACGGGCUAGAGGAUGCGCGGCGGGGACGGGAGGUGUCGCCGCUCCGGCUUGCCGGUGACAGGGGCGGGCGGGUCGUGCGCGGGCCCCACCUCCAGCGAUCGCGGCCCAGCCCCAGCUCCUCCUCCUCCACGGCUUACCCGGGCUCCGACAGCGGCUGCAGGUCUCCAAGUUGCGGCCGUUGGAGCCCGAGCCAUGCGGACCGCGGACCGGGAGGCGCGCCCGGGGCUUCUGUCCCUGCUGCUGCUGCUGGCCGGGGCCGGGCUGUCAGCCGCCUCGCCCCCAGCAGCGCCGCGCUUCAACGUGAGCCUGGACUCGGCCCCCGAGCUGCGCUGGCUGCCCGUGCUGCGGCACUACGACUUGGACUUGGUGCGCGCCGCGAUGGCGCAAGUCAUCGGGGACAGAGUCCCCAAGUGGGUGCACGUGUUAAUCGGAAAAGUGGUCCUGGAGCUGGAGCACUUCCUGCCCCAGCCCUUCACCGGCGAGAUCCGCGGCAUGUGUGACUUCAUGAACCUCAGCCUGGCGGACUGCCUUCUGGUCAACCUGGCCUACGAGUCCUCCGCAUUCUGCACCAGUAUUGUGGCUCAAGACUCCAGGGGCCACAUUUACCAUGGUCGGAAUUUGGAUUAUCCUUUUGGGAAUAUCUUACGCAAGCUGACAGUGGAUGUGCAAUUCUUAAAGAAUGGGCAGAUUGCAUUCACAGGAACUACUUUUAUUGGCUAUGUAGGAUUAUGGACUGGCCAGAGCCCACACAAGUUUACAGUUUCUGGUGAUGAACGAGAUAAAGGCUGGUGGUGGGAGAAUGCUAUCGCUGCCCUGUUUCGGAGACACAUUCCCGUCAGCUGGCUGAUCCGCGCUACCCUGAAUGAGUCAGAAAACUUCGAAGCAGCUGUUAGCAAGUUGGCCAAGACUCCUCUUAUUGCUGAUGUUUAUUACAUUGUUGGUGGCACGUCACCCCGGGAGGGGGUGGUCAUCACAAGGAGCAGAGAUGGCCCAGCAGACAUUUGGCCUCUAGAUCCUUUGAAUGGAGCGUGGUUCCGAGUUGAGACAAAUUACGACCACUGGAAGCCAGCACCCAAGGAAGAUGACCGGAGAACAUCUGCCAUCAAGGCCCUUAAUGCUACGGGACAAGCAAACCUCAGCCUGGAGGCACUUUUCCAGGUUUUGUCGGUGGUUCCAGUUUAUAACAAUGAAAGCAGGCCAGGUGCGGUGGCUCACGCCUGUAAUCCCAGCCCUUUGGGAGGCCAAGGCGGGUGGAUCACUUGAGGUCAGGAGUUCGAGACCAGCCUGGCCAACAUGGUGAAACCUCGUCUCUACUAAAAAUACAAAAAUCAGCCAGGCAUGAUGGUGCACGCCUGUUAUCACAGCUACUUGGGAGGCAGUGGCUGGAGAAUCGCUUGAACCUGGGAAGUCGAGGCUGCAAGUGAGCUGAGAUCAUGCCAUGGCAGUCUAGCCUGGGCAACAGAGCGAGACUCUGUCUCAAAAAAAAAGAAAAGGAAACUAAUUAGUCAGUAUUCUGCUACUCAAACAAAUGAGCUAUUUGGGUAACAAAGCGUACCCAGUGGUCUGCUAGUAAACCAGCUCUUUGUGUGGGAAGGGACAAAUGAAAAAAUUCCCAAAUUUGUAGCAUUUGUUGACUUCCAUGGUGUGAAUACUCCCACAUGGCUGAUUUCAGGCUUAUAGUUGGCUCAUACUCUUCCUGCAUAUUUAAUAAUUGGCCCUCACCAGACUGUAGGAGCUAGCUCCAAUGCACUAUUGACUGUACCCUUCAUAGCGGGGCAAAAUGUUGCCCUUUUAAUAGUCAUUUUUUAAAUGCGGGUUAAUAAACUACUUUUGUGUUCUUAUAGUUUUUUUAGGUAAUUAUAGAAGUGAUGAAUAUAUCUGGCUGGGCGUGGUGGCUCACACCUGUAAUCCUAGUACUUUGGGAAGCCGAGGCAGGUGGAUCACUUGAGGUCAGGAGUUUGAGACCAGCCUGGCCAACAUGGUGAAACCUCAUCUCUACUAAAAAUACAAAAAUUAGCCAGGCAUCAUGGCGCAUGCCUGUAAUCCCAGCUACUUGGGAGGUGGAGGCAGGAGAAUCACUCGAAUCCGGGAGACAGAGGUUGCAGUGAGUUGAGAUUGCACUCCAGCCUGGGCAACAGAGGGAGACUCCGUCUUAAAAAAAAAAAAAAAAAGUGAUGAAUAUAUCUUUUAAAAAUUAGUAUUAUAAUAAAAUAGUUACAUUUAUUUUAAUAAAACAAAGCAUUUUCUCUGCUUUGAACAGCCCUCAUAAUUUUACAUGGUGGCAGUGGCCAGUUGGCUGUAUUAUAAUUGAGUUAAGCAUUCUCCAGUUGUUAGAUUUUCCUCUAUUAAAACUCUGAAAUAAACAUAUUCGUUUGCCUCUCCCCUGCUUACUUUCAGAUUAUUUCCCUUGGCUGAAUUCCCAGAAGUAGGAUUACUGAGUUAACAGUUAUGAAUGUUUAAAUGGUUUCUGAAAUGGUUUGGUCAAAAUAAAAUUGUUAGAAAUUAUAAACAGUUUACCAAGUAGUGUUUUUCUCUGUUGUAUACUUGAAAAUUCAAGAGAAACUGCUUUUAAGUGACAAUCACCAUGGAGCCAGAAUUAACACAGACUUCUGACUCUCAGCCCCUUUACAUGUAAUGAUUAACCUCAACUGAGGCUGUUCAGUUGUAUUAGGUUAAUAGAAAUAAGUGUAGCUGUAUCUGAAAAAAAGAAAAAGAAAAACAACAAAAAAGUAGUCUGAACAAAGGCAGUUAGCUCUAUGCUGCCCCCUUGUGCCAUGCUGCAAAAUUACACCCACCUGCAAUACAUCUCCAUCCUCUGCUGCGGCUCAUCAGUGGAGAAAAUACUAAAACAGUAAUGGAGAGUAGAACUAUGACUAAAGUAAACGAGCAAUUAAGGUCCUGUUCAGGGAACCUCCAUUACCCUUGGACGAGCUCUGCACUUGCUUACAGUGCUGUCUUUAACUGGGUGUAUGAUUUAGCUGUGGACCCAGUGCUACUAAUUCUGCCUGUUUCUGAACAACCCAGCUCCGAUAUUUUGCACAUGCACCUCAACUGGAUUCCAAGACAAAUGUGUGUGCAUGUGGGCUCAAGUUGUUUAGGUCUCUUGUUAUACGGAAUGUGUAAUCAAUGACACUAUACUUUUCAUCCUUAGAUCUGGGCAAGGUGGAGGGGCGGGGGAGGUGCCUUGAUCCUGGAGCUUUAGAGGCCCUCCUCUGGAAUUCCUCUAGCUGUGAUACCACCCCCCCAAACCAUGGUGUAAGGAAUCUGCUGGACCAAGGGCAUUUGCCCACCUGGAGUCUGCCCAAGUACCCAGGACCCUGUAAUUCUCAGCCUGAACAGCCCCACCUCCACUUCCAGGGUUUGUGUUUUCUUCCCUGGGUGGUAUUCUCCUGAUGGUGGUGCAUGGCCACGAGGGAGAGCACAGGGGCAGGUGCUUGCUGGGGAAUGUGAAGGCGGUGAUGUCACAUGUGUGCAAGUAAGGCCCUUGGGGGUAGGACAGAGCCAGGGUGAGGGCCAAGGCUUUGUCUCCCCCACUGCCUUGGGGUAGAGCUCUGAGGAGUCUUGAGAUUUUAUUUAUUUAUUUUUUAUGAGACAGAGUCUCACUCUGUUGCCCAGGCUGGAGUGCAGUGGCACAAUCUCAGCUCAGUGCGACCUCCGCCUCCCAAGUUCAAGCAAUUCUCCUGCCUCAGCCUCCCUAGUAGCUGGGAUUUCAGGCACCACCACACCCGGCUAAUUAAGCCUGAGAAUUUUAAGUUCCAACUUGGCCUUCCACAGUGUUGUCAAAAUAGGAGAAAAGUGCACUUUGACCUCUUGAUUCAUAGAUUUAAAAUAUUCUGGCAUAAAGGGCCUUGUCCCAGAUCUCAAGUGUUAGGGAAGCACUUGGUCAUUUUCUUCCCUUUCUGGCAUAUUAGAGAAAAUGAUGUGUACAUAAAAUUUCCUCAUAAUUUUCAGCCUCACAAUUUAUACUACGGUAAUGAGCGCCGGUAGCCCAGACAAGUACAUGACUAGGAUCAGAAACCCGAGUAGAAAGUAAGUCAGCAGAAGAGCGAGUUCACCUGUGCUGUGAAAGGUUUGUUGUUACUGUUUUGGGGAGAGGGGGUGAGGUGGGUGUGCGCUGGUAUUUCUUACAGAGGGUGGUAACAUCCUGAAAAUGUAUACAUAUAUAAUAUUUUCUGACAAGCAUCUGGCAUGGUCAUUUGUGUCAGAUUGUCAUCAUUAGAUAUUCUAUUUGGAAUUGUUUGUAUGAAAACCAAUCUUCGGCGGGGCGUGAUGGCUCAUGACUGUAAUCCCAGCACUUUGAGAGGCAGAGGCAGGCAGAUCACUUGAGGUCAGGAGUUCAAGACCAGCCUGGCCAACAUGGUGAAACCCCAUCUCUACUAAAACUACAAAAAAACUGUUAGCCAGGUGUGGUGGUGGGUACCCCAAAUCCUGGCUACUCAGGAGCUGAGGUAGGAGAAUCGCUUGAACUCGGGAGGUGGAGUUUGUAGUGAGCUGAGAUCACACCACUGCACUCCAGCCUGGGAAACAGAGUGAGACUCCAUUAAAAAAAAAAAAAAAAUCAGUCUUUGAAUUAAAUGCAUUUUUUUCUUCCCUUACAGAUGAUUUUUUAAAAAAUGAAAUUCUUGAAGAGCUGCACCUUAAAAAAUAAAACAAAGUGAAAGUAUUGUAUUAUGUUACAAACAAUGCAGGCUCCUUCCUCAUUUAACUUUACAACCUUGCGAAGUGGGUCCAGAGAUUUGGAGUUUGUGGUAAAGCCAGUAAUGGGCAUUGUCCUGCAUUCCCUUCCCUUCAUGGUUUGCCUCGAUCCUCUCUAAGCUUCUAUCCUGGCCUGAAUAACUCAAAGAUAAUUGGUCUCAGAGAUCAAGCCAUAUCCUCAGGCCUUAUUUCCAUCUUCUCAUGAUUCUGCCAUCAUACUUUUGCUUCUCCACUAAUGAAAUGAGCUGGCAAGACCUCUGUUCAUUGUGAAGUGCUUCUGAAAGAGCCUAAGAAAAAAGGCUCAUCUGAAAGAAAUGGAGAACUCUAUUUCGAACCAAGCCUGUUUGAAUGUGUGUUAGUCUGAUCUUUGAUCAUGUAUUUCCAUGUAAUGGGAGUCUCGUUUUUUAUAAUGUUUCUAACGUUUUAUUGAAAAACCUAUGGCCCUCCUUCUUUCUCAAUAGCUACUUUCUUACUGCUUUUUGAAAAUAAUAUGCAACCAAAUUAUUUCUUAAUGUCACAUAAUUAAGUAAUAAAAUGUCAAAAGAAAUGUUGGCAAGGAGAAUAAAAAAAUUUCCAAGAAA